CGAUUGUUUUGCAGCUCUAGAAAGUGAAUCGAUUUUACCAUCUCUAGUUGGCGAUUUAUUAUUAUAUAUUAUCCAUUUCUGAAGGUGGUAUUACUCUAUAAACGUACGAGAUUACAAUCAAGUUAAUAGUUUGUAUUCCAGAAAUCACCAUGGCCAAUGCUCCUGCUACUGUAAGUGCAACUAAGCCAGUUUUACGUGGCCUACAUAAUGCUACCAUUAAGAAGAAUUUGACUGUUGCCAUUGCCUUAACUGCAGUGGUAACAGUCGCCUGGAGUUUUCUGAUCAACAGUCCUAAAAAGGAGGCCUAUGCUGAGUUUUACAAAAACUACGAUGCACAAAAGUCUUUUGAACGUAUGAAGGCAAAUGGCCGUUUCCAAGGCUGUUAGAUAACCUCAAUAUUACAAAUAAGCUGAGUAGUAAUUUGGGUGAAAAUAUAAUGAUUCACAAACUAGCACAA
This is a messenger RNA of Bactrocera oleae (olive fruit fly), 457 nucleotides long. RefSeq names its product cytochrome c oxidase subunit cyclope (gene cype). NCBI's taxonomy places the organism in Eukaryota, Metazoa, Arthropoda, Insecta, Diptera, Tephritidae. The record is from RefSeq and is a predicted model, not a curated record.